Messenger RNA from Periconia digitata, 2586 nucleotides. The record is from the annotation of a GenBank genome assembly. NCBI's taxonomy places the organism in Eukaryota, Fungi, Ascomycota, Dothideomycetes, Pleosporales, Periconiaceae.
CACCACUCACUCACUCGCUACUCACAUACAUUCGUUACCUACCGCCUGGCACCCCAGCAGUCACACGCACAUCCUCUCCCCCUGGUUUGCCUCUGCGGCCACACUCACCACACUGUCCAUCUAACCACCUGUCCCUCUGUCCAUCUAUCUAACUUUGCUGUCCGCCUCCACCACUCCUUCCCUGACCACCGUCGCGCCUGCAUCCCCGUCGCCUCCGACCGUCUAAUCUCACACCCCCGGUACCGACCCGUUUCCCCUGGCUGUCUUUCGCUCCUGCGCCGACUUAGACCCAUCUCCUCGAUCCCCUCUACCCUCCUCGCACGUCUUCUCCCCCUCAAGCACACCCGCAGCAGCCAUAGAGACAGCAAUACCGAGCAGCUUUUGGGUGUCUCAACAGGCAGGAAUUUCGGUCCAGCGACUGUUGUUGGUUGCCCCGUCGCCGCGUCUCGCCUUGUCCCUUCCUCUGGAAUUCCACUAGCUGCACCUCACAACAACGCUCGCUGCAUCGCCGUAGACGCCCCGGCCUCACCCUAAUAGACGCUUUUUCAGCAUAAUCACCGUUUCCCCAUUUCCUCACACAUCAUGUCGCCUCCCGAGUCACCGCGAGGGCCCAACCCUCACAUCCGAUUAAACUCGGAUACCCAAGAUAUCACCGGAGAGCCCCCACGCCCAGGUACCGCACGCAGCACAAACUCGGUCCGCUCAUUGACAGCGCCCAUCCGUCCCGGUCCCUCUCCCACGAUGAGCCCCGGCCUGCGCUCCAAUUCGUCCUCAAAUUCAAUCUACCACAACUCCAAUAUCGUAGGGUCUUCGGAACAUCUUUUGCCUCCCAGCAGAAGAUCUACAAGAAUGCGUCCUUUUCGCGAUGAAUCCCCUCUGCGCUCGCCAACCAUCCUGUCCUCGCGACGGUCGAGUUUCGAUUCGCAGUCCAGCCGCGACUCACGAAUCGCCGGUCCCUUCGUUUCGCCGUUUGACGAUUCCAGGGCGCCAUCGCGGGCUGGCAGCGACGAUGAUUUGAACACCCAGACGGUCUCGGAAAAGUUCAACAUCACCCCUUCGGCAGGUCUGCUGUUGUUUCCCGAAGAUGUGGAGAAGGACGAUUAUCUGCAUAAUCCCGAUCCCGCCGAGGACAACAAGAGAGAUUGCGAUGUAUUCACAAAAAGAGGCAUCAUGAACGUUGGAUCAUUGGCCGUUUUGACCAUAGGACUGUUGCUGGUGUUCAUUUUGUACCCCGUAUUGACCUUUGUCGACAAAGUGAACGCGCCCGAGAAAACUCCUUGCACGAACAACCCCCUUUGUAUAGCUGGCAAGGAAAACGAACCGCUUCUGCAAAACAUCCGCAGAGACGUCAUCGAUCCAGCCACCCCCGAGAGCGCCAUGACCCGAAUCUCGCACGACGGCAAGAAGCAGAAGCUCGUGUUUUCGGACGAGUUCAACACUCCGGGCCGUUCGUUUUACGAUGGUGAUGAUCCUUAUUUCCAAGCCGUGGAUAUCUGGUAUGGAGCAACGCAGGAUUUGGAGUGGUAUGACCCUGACGCGGUGUGGACUGAGAACGGUACAUUGAACCUCAAAUUCGAAAACUUUGUCAACCACGGCCUCAAUUACCGAUCCGGAAUGAUACAGUCCUGGAACAAACUCUGCUACAAGGGCGGACACUUGGAAGCAAGUAUUUCGCUCCCUGCGAGUGGUGAAGUUAGUGGUCUCUGGCCUGGUUUCUGGACCAUGGGCAAUCUUGCGCGCCCCGGAUACUUGGGCUCCACUGAAGGGCUCUGGCCAUACAGUUACCACGAUAAAUGCGAUGCCGGCAUCACCCCCAACCAGAGUUCCCCAGAUGGCUUGAGUUGGCUUCCCGGUAUGCGAUUCCCUGCCUGCACGUGCAAAGGCGAGGAUCACCCCAGUCCAGGAAAAUCGCGUAGUGCUCCUGAAAUCGAUGCUCUGGAGGGUACCGUUAUCUAUCUUGGUCCUGGCGAGACGAAUCCCGUUGGCUCCAUCUCCCAAUCGUACCAAAUUGCUCCUUUUGAUAUUUGGUAUCAACCCAACUAUGAUUAUGUCGAAUUGUAUGAUCAACAUGUCACCGAAAUGAAUGCGUACAAGGGCGGUCCGUAUCAACAAGCUUUUUCGGGUUUAACCAACCUCAACAACAACUGGUACAACGGCAAGGAAUAUCAAAAGUACGGGUUCGAAUACAAGAAAGGCAACGACGGCUUCAUCACCUGGUACGUGGGCAACAGCCCGACCUGGACUCUACAAGCAGAAUCCUUGGGACCCAACGGAAAUAUCGGUCAACGUACAAUCCCAGAGGAGCCAAUGGGCAUCAUUGCCAAUCUGGGCAUGUCAAGCUCUUUCGCCACUAUCCAGGUCGACAAGUUGAAGGAGCAUUAUCCAGCCAUCAUGCGGAUCGACUUCAUUCGUAUAUAUCAGGAUGAAGAUGGUGACAUGGAACUCACAUGUGACCCCAAGGGCUACCCGACAACUGAUUACAUCCGAAAACAUCCUGGUCCCUACAACAACCCCAACUUGACUAACUGGGCAUCCACGGGUAACUCCUGGCCAAAGAACACCCUCAUGGACGGUUGUGAGGCGUGA